GUUCCAUACGUUUGUUUAUUAUUAUUUUUUAUAUAUAUAAAAAUGGCACCACCUUAUAAUGUUGUUUCAGCGUACCAAACCUCUUUAAAUGAUACUGAAAUCUCUACGCCCGUAGCCAUUUUCAAGGCCUUGACUGAUUUUGUUCAACACAGUACCGGUAAAGAGCACAUGAGCACAAGCGAAAGUACAGGAACUAAAUUCAUUAGCGAAACAAACAAAAAAAAAUCAAAUAAAAAGCACCCACCAUGUCCGAGUUUAUGCAAACCUUGGAAAAAGCUGCCAAAUCCAUUCGUGAGGAACCUCAAACACAAGGCGACAACCAACACAAGGCUUCCAUCGCCAUUCUUGCCGGUGUUGAUUUAUUUAUGAGAUUCGUCACCCGUAACUCUCAUGAUUUCUCGCUCUCGGAAGAGGCAGGUAGUUUUGAAGACUUCAAGGAAAAUUUAUUAUCCAGAGCUGCCUUGAUUUUGGGCAAGGCUGCUUCUGCCCGUGAAAAGGCGGCUGCUAUCGGUGCCCAAUUCAUCAAUGACAAUGCUGUAGUUUUAGUACAAGGUUACUCGCGUGUCAUUAUGAGCGUCUUGUAUCAUGCUGCCAAUGUACAACAUAAACGAUUCAAGGUGUAUGUGACUGAAGGCCGCCCUAACAGCGACGGUAUCCAAGCAGUGGCUGCGUUGAGAAAGGCAGGCAUCCCUUGUAGAGCAGUGUUGGAUUCAGCCGUAGGAUACAUCAUGGACAAGGUAGAUAUGGUGUUUGUUGGUGCAGAGGGAGUUGUUGAAAAUGGAGGUAUUGUGAACAAGAUUGGUACAUUUCAAAUUGCGUUGGUAGCCAAAGCCUUGAGUAAACCUGUAUAUGCGGUUGCCGAGAGUUAUAAGUUUGUGCGUGUGUAUCCUUUAAAUCAAUACGAUAUUCCCUCAGAGACACCAGAGAUUGUGACAUUCACCUCCAAGCGAGACAAGUCAUUUACGACCACGUCAGAAGCAGAGACUAUGGAAGAAUUAGCCCUGUCAAACCCUUCUGUGGAUUAUACACCUCCUCAAUACAUUACUUUACUCUUGACCGAUUUAGGUGUCUUGACUCCCUCUGGAGUCUCUGACGAAUUAAUUAAACUCUACGUCUAAAAAGAAAAAAUGCAAAGAGGUGCAUUCAAAUAGUACCAAUAGAAACACGCGCGUUUUUUUUUUUUUCAUGUGUGGGUUCUAUAAAUAAAUUUUUGCUCUCUUUUUUUUUAUAGCUCA
Mucor mucedo is the source of this 1235-nucleotide messenger RNA. RefSeq lists its product as uncharacterized. The record is from RefSeq and is a predicted model, not a curated record. The transcript has 4 exons. Gene Ontology annotation, molecular function: guanyl-nucleotide exchange factor activity; translation initiation factor activity. Gene Ontology annotation, cellular component: eukaryotic translation initiation factor 2B complex. Gene Ontology annotation, biological process: translational initiation. The coding region runs from base 246 to 1118 and encodes 290 amino acids. NCBI's taxonomy places the organism in Eukaryota, Fungi, Mucoromycota, Mucoromycetes, Mucorales, Mucoraceae.